AUGCCGAAAGUGAUGGUGUGUACCAGAGCGAAGCUCGAGUCCUAUGUGAAAAUCCUCGGCGACGGGAACCUCUCGACCGACGGACACGUUAUACUGUGCAAAAUCUGCGAGCGGCAAGUGACAGCUGACCGGAAAUCUCAAAUCACCCAGCAUCUCAAUGGCGCGAGACACAAAUCGCUCCUUAUCAAGAAGACUCAGGCGACAUCAUCGAGUGUAGUCCAGAUCGGCUCUUUCCUGAAGACCUCAGGGAGGCAAUCAAAAUUCAAGCUCGAUCUUCGUGAAGCGUUGGUUUCUGCUGGUAUCCCGUUGCGAAAAUUAGAGAACGCGAAGUUGAAGCGUUUCCUCGGAACAUAUUCAAAAGAGCAGAUACCCUGUCCAUCGACUCUCCGGAAGAUCUAUUUGGAGAGUGUCUAUGAGCAGAAGUUGGAAUUCAUCAGGAACGCUGUGGAUGGCACAUCGAUAUGGCUAUCUAUCGAUGAAAGAACCGACGUAACCGGCCGAUCGGUUGCUCACACGGUCGUGGGCACGCUCGGAACGGAAGGAACCAAAAGUUUUCUAUUGCAUGCAGAAAGUCUUGAAAAGACCAACAGCUCCACGAUUUCACAAGCGUUCAUGAACUCUCUGGCAGUACUCUGGCCAGAUGGAAUUCAACAUGAAAAGGUACUCCUCUUUGUCUCCGAUGGUGCCGCUUAUAUGAAGAAGGCCGGCGCUGCUCUGAAAGUGAUCUUCAGCAAAAUGCUACAUGUAACGUGUGCUGCUCACGCAGUGCAUAGUAUAGCCGAAGAAGUCAGGCUAAUCUUCCCUGACGUCGACAGGCUAGUCGCUAACGGAAAGAAAGUUUUCCGUAAGUCGGCAGCACGAGUCAUCCGUUUCCGAGAGAUCGCACCGGGCACUGCUUUGCCACCGCAGCCGAUCCUCACAAGAUGGGGCACGCGGAUCGAUGCAGCGAUUUACUACGCUAGAAACCUCGAGGUGUUCUCUUCGGUGAUCUAUGCUCUCGAUGCCAGUGAAGCCGCCAGCAUACGUGUCGUCCAGCAGCUCUUGGAAGCGGCAACGUUGAAGGACGAUCUCGCGUUCAUCGACGCACACUUCGGUGCUCUGCCGAAGGGCAUCGCAGCGCUCGAAGAGCAAAACGUACCCCUCGUAGGAAGCACCGAGAUUUUUGAAAAUCUCCUCCUCGACCUAAAACGAACUCCAGGUUCCAUUGGUGAGAAAAUACGUCGGAAAUGCGAUCACGUCCUACGCGACAAUCCUGACUACCACCAGCUGAAAAGAGUGGCCAACAUCCUGCGCGGUUACGCUUCCGAGGAACCUGACGACGACAUCCUCAGUCCGUCGGAGCUGGCUUCGUUGAAGUUCGCGCCGAUCACUUCAGUAGAUGUGGAGAGAUCGUUUUCCAUGCUGAAGCAUACAUUAAGUGACCGACGGCGAGGUUUUACGUUCGAACACUUAAAACAAGUCCUUGUGGUAUAUUGUAAUCAGUGA
Molecule: messenger RNA, 1485 nt
Organism: Galendromus occidentalis (western predatory mite)
Lineage: Eukaryota; Metazoa; Arthropoda; Arachnida; Mesostigmata; Phytoseiidae
Exons: 1
Coding region: 1-1485 (494 amino acids)
Biological process (GO): regulation of transcription by RNA polymerase II
Cellular component (GO): nucleus
Molecular function (GO): double-stranded DNA binding
Source: RefSeq, a predicted model, not a curated record